Messenger RNA from Xyrichtys novacula (pearly razorfish), 9480 nucleotides. NCBI's taxonomy places the organism in Eukaryota, Metazoa, Chordata, Actinopteri, Labriformes, Labridae. The record is from the annotation of a GenBank genome assembly.
AUGAAGGACAAUAAGCCGGAGGCCUUCUGGCAGGAAACAGGUCGAUGGGGGGGCUACGAGGAGAGCUUUGACCCUCAAUCUGGUGUGUGGGCAUCCUCACACGUGUCCUACCUCACCUUUAAGAGCCUCAUCCAGCUGCGGCGCACCAUGAACACAGGUCAGAGAAGAGCAUAUGCACAAUGAGUAUUUGCUGUUUCACAAAAACAUGUUAGUGUCUAAUUUUAGGGUGAAAAUGACUGAGUACAUCUUCACAUAAGCUUUCCACAGGGUGCUUGCUUGUCCUCCUGCAAUCCACAAUAAUUUAGAUAUAUCUAACAGUUACAAAUAUUGUGAUGACCAAGAAACAAUUCAAUUAAUGCAUCUAGGCAGAUCUACUAAAAGCAUUACUGUGAAAGACAUGUUAUCAAAUUUUUAUAGUGUUCAUGUUGUUUUAUCAUUAUUGUCUUUGUGCUGUUGAUAUAAUAUAUAAGGAGCUAGUUUCUCUGUGUUCUCUGAUCACGUGUUUCCUCAUGGGAGUGCCUAAAUUAAACCCCUUAAAACAAGUAAGUUUCAGCAUUUUUAGCUCUUAUUGCAUCUUUAAACACUGUCUCUCCACAUAUAAUCAUCACUCAUUUGUUGCACAUAGGUGUGGCUGUUUUUGACUGUGAGGAGCAGACUUUGGCUAGCAUUUCCGAGAAGAUGGUCAACGAAAUGGUGAACAAGAAAGAAAUCAGACCUGGAGACCGAGAAGGAGUGCUGAAUGCUCUGCUUCAAAACCGCAGGUAUUCUUAACAUAAGGGUCAAAGUAGAGGGGUAAGUGGGACUAACUUCCCAGGACCCCAGUCAAGAAGGGGCCCUCACUGAAAUUAAAACCUAAUUUUUGUAACUUUUUUUGUAACAUUCAGAAAUAAUAGAAAAAAUAUAUAUAUUUUUGACUGGCAAAAACCUUAAGUAGAACCAGACUUAUGUUGAGCAGCCAUCUGCCUCUACUAUGCCUGGAUUGGAAAGGAGAUGCUGUUAUUAAAUCUGCCACCUCACAGACAUCCAGUCCUAUAUCCCAGCAGCGCCCUUCCCUUGCAAAGUAAGGGUGUUCUGGAUUUAGACCACACUUUUGAGUUACACUCUGAUCCCAGCUUUUGAAAAUCUGUGCUACUUUGGGCUGCCAUCUUUGAAAGAAAAGGUCCUGAGUUCAGAUCCAAUGCAGGAACAGGUCGAGUUUAAGGAAGGGGCAUGAAAUAAAAGGCAGGAAAAGAGGAGUCAUGGGAAGUGAGGGAGGAAAGAUAAAGAAAGAUAAAGUCCACAUUCCUACAAUUCCUCCACAACUUUUUGCCAUGACAAAAGGUCACUUGUGAAUGCUUUUUAUCCCUUUCCAUCUUCAUAUGUACUUUUGUUUUAUAUUUAUAAAAGGCAAUAUCACUUUUUUUCUCCUUACAGCCAAUCAGACCCUGAGAGUCAAGCUCUGACUGAUGGGGUGGACCUGCAGAAGUUUUCCAUCAAGGAGAGGGUAAGAUUUUUAUGUGUUUAAAGCAAUGUGAAUGUAUUACUGAGGGUAACAUGAUCUGGAAUAAAUAAAAAAAGGUGAGAUGCUGGCGCAGAUUUUUAAAGUGAAAGUGUCAGGAGUAAAAUCCCUUUGACAGUCUUUCAGGGAAAUAAAGUACAGAGAAUUCUGCUUUUGAUGUCUUUUUAGGAGUGUAAAUUAUGUUUUUUUUCCCCCUCUGACAGACACAACCUGUUCUUUUGGAUUGCUUAACCUUAUGCAGUACAGCAAAUGUUGUUCAUAUUCCCACUCACUAAACAAUGAAAAUGGAAACUUUUAAGAUUUAUGAUGGUUAAUACGAGCUGCAAUUAGCAUUUUGAAAUAGAUUUUAAAAUGCAGUUUUUAAGUGUGGUACUAAUGCAAAUUGAAGAAUGUUGGCCUGACAGGUCUUCUUAUUAUGUGUGUGUGUUCUUUAGAGGGAUGAAUCUGAUCGUGUUGAGGCCUCCAUGGUGCUAGUAGGUAUGUCAGUCUUGACCAUGAUUUUAUACAGAUCCAGAGAACAUACUGUACAACUAUACAUGUACGUUUAUUGGUGAAAAAGCAUUUGUGUUGACAUUUUGUCUUUCUGCUUGUGUGUUUAAACCAGGAGCUUUAGACUUUCUCGACAGACCCACAGUUGUGUUUGUCCGUCUGAAGGAGGCGACUGUACUCGACUCUGCUUUGGAGGCUCCAGUGCCCGUACGCUUUGUGUUUGUCUUGGUUGGUCCAAGCAAGACUGACAUGGACUACCAUGAGACUGGCCGGGCCAUGGCAGCUUUGAUGGCAGACAAAGUGAGUUAGCUGUAGCAGGUUAUCCAUGUUAUCAGACACUGGUUAGAAGAGGGUCAUUUUUAGUCUUCACAGUUUCAAUCACUGUUUAAUCAAAUUCUCUCAUGUUAAACACUAGAUGAUCUCUAGGUUUAUUGUUGCAUAAAGCUUAUGUCAAUUUGGCUCAGACCAGCUCACUGUGGCUCAUUAUUCAUUUCAUUAUAUCCCUCUCAGGUGUUCAACCAGGCAGCAUUACAGGCAAAGAGUGCCAGAGAGCUGACUGACGCCGUGGUUGACUUCAUGGAUUGCAGCAUCGUCAUCCCACCCACAGAGAUCCAGAACGAAGCGAUGCUUUCAUCGAUCAUCAGCUUUCAGAAGAAACUGCUUCAGGACAGAUUACAGCCCCCUGAGUCAUCUGUCCAACUGGACUCCAAACCUCGAAAAGGUGAAAAAUUGUGGUUUAAACAACAGCAAACCUGACUAUGAAUGGCUUCUGUUUCAUGAUACUGACACUUACACUUUUCUUCAGUUUCCACCUCUUCAGGGCCUCUUCCUGAAGACCCCCUGUCUCGGACAGGCCGACCGUUUGGUGGAAUGAUUAAAGACGUAAAGAGGCGUUUUCAGUAUUACAAGAGUGACAUCACAGAUGCCCUUAAUGCACAAGUCCUUGCAGCAAUCAUUUUUAUCUACUUUGCUGCCCUGUCUCCUGCCAUCACCUUUGGAGGACUGCUGGGUAUGUGAUGACAUAUGUUUGUAUAAGGCCAUAAACUAUUAACAUCAUAUGGGUGUAAUUAUGGUUGAAAGCAAGUGGCAACCUCUUGAACUGUAAAUCAAAGACCAAUGCUGAAUUGCAAAAAACAAGCUAGUGAGGCUAGCUCCAAAAGCUGGGGUAUCUCCAUCGAGCCCCACAUGUUUGUGCUGCUGUUUGGUGGGAAUUCUCUGAUUACCAUUCGCUGCCUUCUUUGUCUCUUCAGCUGAUAAAGUGGAAAACAUGAUGGGUGUACCAGAGCUCCUCAUCUCCACCAGCAUUCAGGGGAUCAUUUUCUGCUUUAUUGCUGCCCAGCCUGUUUUGGUCAUUGGUUUCUCUGGUCCUCUGUUAGUGUUUGAGGAGGCCUUCUUUGCUGUGAGUAAUAAUACCGAACCAUAACCACAAGUAGUUGAACUGGAGAGUUUUUAUAAUCUCAGCUAUGGUUUCUUGUGUUCAGUUCUGCAAGUCACAGGAUAUUGAGUACAUUGUGGGCAGAGUAUGGGUUGGAGUGUGGCUGGUCAUCAUUGUGGUGAUCAUUGUGGCCUUUGAGGGCAGCUUCCUGGUGCGCUUCAUCUCCCGCUUUACCCAAGAAAUUUUCUCCAUCCUCAUCUCUCUCAUCUUCAUCUAUGAAACCUUUGCCAAGCUGGGAAGGGUAAAAGCAUUUCCAUCCAUUCCUCACUUUUCUUCCAUCCACAUAUCACCAGAUCCUGUGUAAUUACCCCCUGCUGACUUACCUUUAGAUCUUCAGAGCUCAUCCGCUGAUCUUGAACUAUGAUCACUUGAAUACGACUGUGGAAAAUCCAUGGCACCUAAAGGUGGAGGAGACAGUCAUUUAUGACAAUGCUACUGGAAACACAACCAUUAUCAUCAACACAAUAAAGCCACCUUAUCCCAACACAGCCUUGCUCUCCAUGUGCCUCAUGUUGGGCUGCUUCUUCAUCGCUUAUUUUCUCCGCCAGUUUAAGAAUGGCACUUUCCUUCCUGGAAAGGUAAGUUGGCUGAGCAGCACAUGGACUCUGCCAAUAAUAAAUGGACUAGGUUUUUUUACAUUUUAUACUCUUGGCUCUUGAUUUGCUUUUGUUUUUGCAAUCAUUUCCUGCUAGGUCAGACGUUUGAUUGGUGACUUUGGUGUGCCCAUUUCUAUUUUCCUUAUGGUGGUUAUAGACUACAACAUUGAGGAUACAUACACUCAGGUAGGUCCACCAUUCAAAGCUCGUAAACAAAAUGUAUGUGCUGACUACAAGCCAAAUCUAUUUUUCAGGAAAAGUCUCAAGACAGAAGACAGUUUUAUAUAUUAGAAAUGGCUUUGCCUUGUUAAUGUCAUUCCUCCUGGUUUUACUUCACAUUAAUAGACCUGUUUUGUCCAUUUGAAGUGAUAAAUGGCAACAACAGCAGUCUUUUUCCUGCACAAAAAUGUACUCCUAUCUUUGCAGAAACUGGUGGUGCCCAAAGGUCUGAUGGUAUCCAAUCCAGCCAAAAGAGGCUGGCUCAUCAACCCCUUUGGAGAGCACCAGGCCUUCCCUGUGUGGGUGAUGAUUGCGUGCUGUGUCCCAGCCAUGCUGGUCUUCAUCCUGAUAUUUCUGGAGUCUCAGAUCACAACGUGAGUUAUUUCAUUUCAAUUAUCAACCUUAAAAAAUAAAAAUGAUCCCCUUUUAACUAAGCUUUUUUUCUUUGUUGUUUGGAAACUCUGACAGUCUGAUUAUAAGUAAACCUGAGAGGAAGAUGAUUAAAGGAUCUGGCUUCCACUAUGACUUGCUGGUUUUAGUGGGCAUGGGAGGUCUCAGUGCGAUAUUUGGUGUGCCAUGGCUCAGUGCUGCCACGGUGCGAUCUGUCACUCAUGCCAAUGCACUCACUGUGAUGAGCAAAGGACCGAAACCUGUGAUUGAGAAAGUGAUGGAGCAGAGGAUCAGCGGCAUCGUGGUGGCCCUGCUGGUUGGUAGGUGCCAUUAAACCAUCCGAUCAUAAUACGUUAAUUCCACAACUUUAUCCUCUGAAACAGUGAUCGCUCUUCAUCUGAAUAUCUUUUUGUGACCAGGUCUGUCCAUACUGAUGGAGCCGAUCCUAAAGAUGAUCCCAAUGGCUGCCUUGUUUGGGAUCUUUCUUUACAUGGGAGUUACAUCACUCAAUGGUAUCCAGCUAUGGGAUCGAAUGCUGCUUCUGCUCAUCCCCAAAAAAUACCACCCUGAUGAACCCUAUGCCACCAGGGUAAGACCCACACUCACAAAUGAUAACUCCAGUACUUUAGAAAAACAAUGCAACACCUUUUUCUAUGAUUUUACAUAAUAUCUUAACAUUUUACUUGAAAAUUUCCUUCAAAAGAGGAGGACUCCAAAUUCAGAGAGGCCUAAUACCAGUUCAAUAGGAAGUUUAAAAAGUAAAGCUAACAUAACUCCACUAAAUGCACUAUAAUUGAAUACAAACUGGCCGGCAGUAAAAUGAAGCACAUAAACAGAAAUUCAUGUUUCAACAGAUUCAUGUUUCUGAUCAGUUUCUAAUUAGCUUAGCCAUCAAUGAGAGAAAUUUAUCAGAACUCUUGAACAAAUAACAGCAUCUGUGCUCCCCACCCGUAAGUGUGACCUGAGACCACUACGUGAAUAUUAUGUCAUUUUUUCCCGCACGUUGGCUGUUAUUGCAUGUUACUUUUAUUAGCUAUCAUCCUAUUAUGUCUAAUGUAAGAGCUAUACAUCACAUCUGCCACCAAAAACACACCCACAUUUCCAGUUAUGUCUAUUAACUUCUAUAUCUCUGCCACAGGUGAGCACUGGACGAAUGCACUUGUUCACAGCCAUCCAGAUCGUGUGCCUCGCAGUUUUGUGGAUUGUGAAGUCCAGUCCGGUAUCCCUUGCACUCCCCUUUAUUCUUAUACUCACCAUCCCGUUGCGCAUGGUCAUGACUGGUCGUUUCUUCACUGAACUGGAAAUGAAAUGUGUAAGCAGUAACCUUAUCACAGCAUAGUUGUGCAGAUUAGUCCAUAAAGUUUUGCUGAAUAUGUGUGUUAGAGCAUUAAUGUUUCUGUGAAUGUUUUGCUUUAUAGUUGGAUGCUGACGACGCAAAAGUGACCUUCGAGGAGGAGCCAGGGCAGGAUGUAUACUGUGAAACUCAGAUGCCACUGUAGACAUCUUAAAGGCAACUGUAACUACAUCUUAUUUAAACAAAAAGAUAUUUAUUUUGUUUGUAGCUCAAACCAUCCAACAUGCUUUGAGCAAUUUUUUCAUACAAGAUGCAAAGAUACAUAGGGUAUCGAUAUGAGUAUCGUAAAGCUCUCAUAAAAUCUUUUUGGAUGAACUUUACUAAGGAAUAUUCAACAAUCACUCAGGUUAAUUAUUUUCUUUUCAUCUUUUUAUUUCUUCAGCUUGUGGCUCACACACAUCUAAAGCUAAAAUUAUUAAUGAGACUGAAGUGUUUUAAUAAAAAAAAAUAUGCAAAAGUUUUUAAAAAUUAUUUAAACAACAUGAAAUGAAAAACAAUAGAAAUUUGUAACGACUGAAUGUUGGUUAUUAAUUAUAAGGAUGUCAAAGGUCAAUUUUAUUUAGGUUGAAUGUAACAUUGAAAGUAACCAUGUAACAAGUGCCUCUUAAGCUCUUGUUGUGUUUCCUUUAUUUGAGUUAAAAUACUUUAACAAUAACAAUCAAAUUUGUAACACUGGAGAGCAAAAGCACAUUAUAAGAGGUAAAUAUUGCAUAUUUGGUGUGGUGGUAAAAUGUAAUUUGUGAUAUGUUGCCAUCUUUUUGUCACCUUUCAAUAAAUUAAAAACCUACCUCCAAAAGACCUUUUUUAUGAACUCUAUUUUUUUUUUUGGAUACUUAAAAACAAAGUAUUCACUUUUCCAUACAAUUUCCCAAUUCUAAAAUACUUGUGCUAUUGUUUUAUAUUUAUCCCACUGUUUGCACAAUACUUUGAUCCCAAACACAUUAACACAAUGCAAACAAAUUUAUUAUGUUAUUUCUAAAUGACAGGAUUGGUGACAAUUAGGAGAGUUGUAUUCCUAUAUAAAGAUUUUUCUCUAUGAAUAAGAUGAUUGUUUCUGAUCGACUGUACAGUCAGUAAAAGGUGUUAAUUUCAAAGAAAUAUGCUACAUACCAAUAAAAUACCAAGUGUUUUUAAUACACAUUAUAAGCAUUUUUUUCACAUAUUAUAUAUUCCCCGGCGUUAUCUAAUGUAAACUUAAUUAUUGAGAUUACUGAGAAACAUAAUACUUUACGACUCAAGAAGAAGAGGGAGCAGCAGGUCAUUGGCUGAUUUCCGUGACGGUUUUUCCGUAUCAGUUUCUGAUUGGUUGCUUGCUCAGGGACGAUCCGCCUACUCAACACAGACAUGCUCCACAUGCUCUCUGCUAAAAACAUGAAAUUUGACUUCUUUCACACAGUGCCAUGAGUUGUUUUGGAGUCGACUGGUAAAAGUAACUUCAGUUACGGUAAGCCACUUCUUAAAGUGUCACUCAAAAUAAACCGUUCUCCGUCAAAUUGUCCAAAACUUUACUGGGUUUUAUAGUAGAGCUAACCGGCUAAUGUUUCAGGAUACAGUCUUUAAGUACAUCUGUAAGACAUGAGCAAAAGCUCAUAUCGUAAAGAUAAACUGUGGUUAAAAUCAUAGAAAUGAGGAAUUCAUAUGGGGAGGGACGUAGAGAAUAGGGCUCAGUAUGCAUCCCUGGGGGUUACCAAUGACCAGGAUGGGGAUAGAAGAUAUCUAAAACGGUUAGAGGGUCACGUUAUCAUAAAUUUAAUCACUUUUUAUGUAAAACCUUUGCGUAAAUAAAGCUAAUAGCACUUAUAAGGUGUGUGUGCUUUUCUCCGUAGCAAUGGUUUUGCUCUGUUCUACCCAAAGCAAGAAGGACCCAUUCCAGGACACACUGCAAAUAACUGCGUGCUAAACAAUGGCAAGCUUUAACUGAAAAGCAGAGGCAAGAGUACAGCAACCGCUGCAGUGAGGUAAAAAAAAAUACACAUUUGGUCGGUUUCAUUUGGAUGAUUCUUUAAUGACUUUCUUAUUAACUGCUCAAACACAGACUUCUUUGAAAAUCUUUGACUUUUCUUUUCAGUUAAAGAAAGAGUACUCAGUCAGAUUGAAGACGUAUCAAAUGGUAAGUCACUCACAAGAUAGUUGCAGCAUUAAGUCAAAGAUGGCUGGGUUUUUUGGAUAGUUUUUAUGCUCCUCAGAGUUUGGAUGAGACAGAGAGAAAGAAGAUUUAAAGAAAAAUGGUGAGAAGUAGCAAAUUUUGGAUUGAACAGUGUUUUAAAGCUAACAAUUGUUCUUCCCCUUUUUCUUCAUAUCACUAAGCUUUAUAUAGACAGAUUGACGUGUGUCAGAUUGUUAGUUCUUUGUGUCUUCAGCAGAAAAAACACAAGACUGAUCUCAUCACUGUCAUGUCAUACAUGUUCAGGGGAAAAGAAAAGAAAAGCCCCGAGAGAAGGGAUUCCAAGAACCCACAAUGCCAUCUAGGUGAGCAAACAGUUUCUUUUUGAGACUUACUCACGUUUAACAAACACAUCAAGUCUCCAUUUGCCUCACAGAUUUGUGAUUAUUUCUGUCUUUCCUCACAGAACUGGGUAUGUGACUUUCUUGCAAGAUCAGAUGGGACUUGUUGAGAAGAAAUUAGCAAACUCAAGGAAGUACAUCAGGAAAGUCGACCAAAUGUGGCAUGACCUACCCUCUGAGGAGAAGGAAAUCUACCAAGAAAAAAUGAAACAAAAUAUGAAAAAGUAUUCACAGGAGCUGCAGGAGUGGUUUAAGGUCAUUUUAAGCUUCCUUUUUUGUCCAGAUUUAUUAUUUUUAUUUGAUAAGGGUAGUUCUCUAAAAAAUUGUCAUCUUUCUGAUUCUUCAGAUAUUGACGCCAGCAAAGCAGAAACGCUUUCUUAGAUGUUACCCCAAUGUAAGGACUCACAAAAAACUGAAUGACCUAUUUGUAAUGUUUUUUUCAUUUUUUUUUUCAAGAUUUUUAACAUACUUAUCUUUGCAGAAAAAACAAUACCUUGUGGUCACUGACACAGAAAGUCACCCCAAGCACAGGACAUCAGUAAGUUCAGAUACUCAACUAAAGCAAAUGCAGUCUGGCACUCCCUUUACCAUCACAGCAAUCAUUUCCCUGGAUGACACAAGUUACUUUAUGUUUUUCGGCAAGUUGUUGACUUUGAAGACUACAGCUGUUGUUUACUUGAGUCCUAUCUUUAGAUUAUUAACAGUUGAUGAUAAUUUGUAACUUUUUGAUAUAGAUAUAUUCUUUUCGUUGCAUUUUGGAUUUAAAAAAGCUCCUUCACAGUCUGUGUUAUUUGUGUCUCAGGAUUCAGAAGAUGAAAACAUUGAAAGCAGCAGCGAUGAAGUGGACUUUUCAGAGGUUACUAUGUCUAAGUACUUUUUUUCUCACUUAAUUUGUGACUCUUCAUUCAGGCCUGUUACAUAAAUACCACUUUCUGGUUCAUAGGGUGAGGAACUGGAGGGAGACGGACAAGGUGACAUGUUCAAAAUGUAUUAA